Messenger RNA from Silurus meridionalis, 5517 nucleotides. It is a transcript of the gene maml1, whose product is annotated as mastermind-like transcriptional coactivator 1. The coding region runs from base 1347 to 4439 and encodes 1030 amino acids. Lineage: Eukaryota; Metazoa; Chordata; Actinopteri; Siluriformes; Siluridae. Gene Ontology annotation, cellular component: nucleoplasm; nuclear speck. The transcript has 5 exons. The record is from RefSeq and is a predicted model, not a curated record. Gene Ontology annotation, molecular function: transcription coactivator activity. Gene Ontology annotation, biological process: Notch signaling pathway; positive regulation of transcription of Notch receptor target.
AUGUCCCCCCCUUACUCCCGGCGCGAAUACGUCACUGAGAUACUCUGAUUUAAUUGGUUAUUUGUCCUGCCCAUUAUUGAAAAAAAGGGGGCGGGGUAAAUAGUGGAGCCCGUGACGCUUUUCAGAAAAAAACGAGAAGAAAAGAAAAAAAAAAAAAAAAAGAAAAAACUUGUUACAAGAUGGCGGCGGCGACCUGCCUGUACACUGGAAAACAAUAGAAACCAGCGGAGUGAGAGUAGAGUUUCAUUUGUUGCGCUUUUCUUUUCACCCCGGUUAACCGACACGGGGUCGGGGGACGUUGUUCCGGGGUCGCGGGUAAACUUUGAGCCCUGCGCGGUCGCUGAAAAGUGAUUUAUUUCGGCAUGCUUUGUUAUUAAGGCUAGCUUGUUAGCUUUGCUACAUCCGUAGCUUGGCUCGCGACUCUCUGGGCUGUAUAGAUUUAAUACGGAUCAGCUGUUAGCCUGCUAGCUAGAGAAGGGGGGAAAAAAGUUGUAAAAAGCGGAUUAAAUUGUGCUUUGGUGCUUUAAUGGCGGAGACCGUUUUUUUGUUGGGGUUUAAACCGGAUGGCUGGUUGUGUCAGAAAUGUUGCUCGUCUUAAAGUUUGAGGCUGCGAGAGGAGAGAGGGAAAUGAUUCAGCUGUGAGAGACAAAGUUGGAGGGGACAAGUCUUCAUCCCAAACCUCUUUACCGGAUCUUAGCGAGAUCAUUAAAUCUACUCAGUUGAUUUCUCAUCACGGCGAAUGAUCUCUCUAUCCAUCAGCUGUAAGUAAAACCGCAGUAUCUUCACUUUUCACCCAAGAAAAAAGUUUUUGCAGGGGGGAAAAACCCCGUGCUCAUCGCGUUACACUCUGCUGAAUUAUCCUGGAUGGAGUAUUUGUUUCUUCUGAUAUAAAGUUUGAUCUUUUAUCAUUGAGAUGCUCUGGAUGGUAGGGAAGUAUGCAUUAUAUACGUGUGUUCAUUUGUAGGGGCUGCAGCUCGGAGCUGGGUGUGAAUCGGUGAUCCGGUUUUUGUUUGUUUUUUAAAAUCGUGCGCGUUUUUGUUCAGAUUUUUGUUGUGAUUUGUGUAGGCGAGUUGGUGUGAGUUGUACGAGUGAGAAAAACUCAAACGCUUAACUAUGCGGGCUUUCCAGCACUCGAUGGGCAAAAAUGAAUGCAAUUGAGUGUGUUUGGUGAAAAGGAGGAAGGUGAAGAGGACGAGGGUCCGGGUCGCUCACACACUCAACUUAGUUAAAGCAAAAAAAAAAAAAAAAAAAAAAGUAGUAAAAAAAGUGCGCGGACAUUUUUUUUAAGAGGGAAAGAGAGCGAGCGCCUCGGUGUAAAAGGUGCGAGUGUGGUGAGGUGAAUCGCUAUGGCGGAUUAUGUGGUGUCGCGGCACACCGCGGUGAUGGAGCGGCUCCGGCGUCGCAUCGAGCUCUUCCGGCGUCAUCACAACAGCUGCGAGAGCCGCUACGACAACACGGCCAUGGAGCGCCUCGAGCUCGACCGGCAGCAGACGUACGCGCUGCACCAGCGCUGCCUCCAGACCAAAGCCAAGCGCUCCAACAAGCACCGGCAGCCGCAGACGGCGAGCGAGCAGGCGCCCCAGAGAAGCACCGCGAACGCGGAGAGCGCGGAAGGAGCUGGAGGAGGAGGAAGCGCGCCUGGAGAUCAGAGUCGCAACAGCACUCUGAUUGCGCUUCAAGAGACGGUAAAGAGGAAACUGGAGAACGCCAGCCCACCUGGUAGCCGUGACCCGGUAAAUGGGUUCAGUGAUGGUUACCCCCCAGCCAAAAAGUCAAGUCGAGAGGAUGCUUUGGGUAGUCUGAAAGGCUCAUCAAAUGGAGGCAUGCCCCCACUUUCACCCUUGGACACUAAGCAUGGUGUGACUGCUGACUUGGCACUGAACGGUGCUCCAGCAAUGGGUUCAGCAGAUCAAAACGGCAUCUCGCUCUCCGCGGAAUCUGACAUCCGUCUGAAGGAGAUGAAGCAGGAGCCCAUGGAUGACAUCUUGCCUACUAGUGGCGGUAACGGUAACAUCAUCCUGCCUGACCUCAACCUGAAUGAACAGGAAUGGACUGAGCUCAUGGAGGAGUUUAAUCGCUCUGUGCCUUAUGAAGAAAUCCAAGAGCUCUUCAACGAUGGCUUCGAGGACCGCAAGGAAUCCGAGGUGCCCUCUGGCCCUGUUGCACCUGCCAGCCUCCUCCCCGCAGAUCUUGCUGGUACGGUUAAGGCAGAGUAUUCCCCUGCACAGGCCUCCUCUGCCUUUGAACAGGACACGCGCACUGGGUCGCCGCACAUACCACCCACUUCAUCUGGGCCUCCGAUGCAUGCCAGCUCCCCAAUAAUGCCAUCAGCCUCUGCCUCCUCUCCUGUGCUGUCAGGACAUCAGCAUUCUCAGCAGCCUAGUCAGCCCAGGGCGAUCCAAAAUCACCUGUUGCCACCCAAAGACUUGUCGCCGGCACAACAGCUGCAGCAGCUAGCUGCUCGGGAGCAGCAAAGAGCGCAGCUCAUGCAAAACCAGCAGCACCAUGUCCAGAAACAGCAGAAACAGCAGCAGCAGCCGGCCCCCAAAUUUCACCAGCAGUCCAGUCAUCCCACCACUUGGCCGAGUGCUCCCCCUAAUCAGAGUCCACUUGGAGGUGGUGGGUUUGGCCUGGAGAAGCCCACUAGCCCCUCGCUCUACCCCCCAGACUUCCAGAAUCCAAAGUCCCUACUCAUGUCUGGCCAGCAGCCCACCAAGGGCUCUCCAAAAUCCACUGCCCCAGGAGCAUACAUGCAGCCCGGUGGACACCCAAUGUUGGGUCACGGGGGAGCUGCAUCUGCAAACCUCGGCCAUCAAGCAGCAUCUGGAGGACAGGCAGCCAUGUUGGAUUACAACAACACCAAACCGUUAAGCCACUUUGAGGCUGGAGCACCAAGAGGCCCUGCGAAUACACAGAGCCAGAAUAAAGCAGCAAUGCUCAACAUCAUGCGCCAGCAGCAGCAGCAGCAGCAGCAGCAGCAGCAGCAGCAGCAGCAGCAACAACAACAACAACAACAACAACAACAGCAGCAGCAGCAGCAGCAGCAACACCACCAGCAGCAGCAGCAGAUAAAGCCGAGGCCUGCUGCCAUGCCGUUCAGACCACCAACACAUCUGCCCCACUCGCAGGAGCCCGGUACUUUCCAGUCUGCCCCUCACGUUGCAGGUCCUGGCGGUCCCAUGGUAACGCAGCCGGGUGCCAGUAACAUGACAGCUAAUCAUAAUAAUGCAGCAUAUCUGAGCAGCCUGCAGAAGCAGCAGCAAAUACAGAUGCAGAAACAGUUCCUACAGAGACACUUAAUGGCCGAGCAGGAGAAACAGCGGCAGCAGCAGGAGCAACAGCUGCAGAGACACCUAACCCGUCCACCACCUCAGUACCAGGACCAGCAGAACCCAUCUACCCAGCAAAACCCAUUCCAGCAGCAGCCACAGGUCUCCCAGUUUCCAGGUUCAUCUCAGUCGAUGGGCAGCGUGGGCUCCAUUGGCGGCCCGGCUCCUGGCGUUCAACACAUGUUUCCUCAAAAUCAAAGCAUGAUGGGAAUUGGUCAGGGUGGAGGUUCUGCGCCAGGUGCUCCUUCGGCAGCCAGUCAGGCAGAUCUGAGCCUAUCAGCUUGUGCAGGUGGACUCGAGCCCCAGCAGGUUCUUUAUAGGACCAUUAAUAUGCACCCGUCCAACACGAACCAGCAAAGAAUAGCUGUUUCAGCGAUACAGAACUACAGGCACAACGUUCUAGCACAGCAGCAGGCCCAUCUUAAACAGCAGCAGCAGCAGAUGGCUCGUAUGCCCAAUGCUAUGGGUAACAACAUGAACUCCAUGCCCAGUUCAAUCCCCAACACCAUGACCAGCAAUAUCCAGGGUGCAAUGCCUCCGCAGGCCCAGUCAUGGCAGCAGCAGCAUCCUGGACUUCAGCAAGGUAUGGCUGGUCAGCCUAAUAGCAACAACAGUGCCUUACCUGCCGGCUUUCCGAACCCUGGUUUCCACAUGCAGCCCAGGAUGACCAAGCUGUCUACCAAUGCACCGUUCACCCAGGCUGGCUUGGGGAAUGGUGCAGCUGGCAGGCCCAUGGUGGCUAUGAACCCAGGGCAAAUGAUGCCCAACAUGGCUCAGCAGAGAGCCAAUAGUGCCACCCUGGGACAGCAGCAGCCUCAGCAAGGACAGCCUGCACCUCCUCAGUCACAGCAGGUGCUGCCCGAUCUGGGGCCGUUCGGGCAGCCACAGGGUGGUCAGGUGCCUAAUCGCACCGCAGGCAUGCAGUGCAGCCAACCUUACCAGGUCAACCGGACACCCAGUCAACAGAUGCCUUUUGGCUACAACACCCAGUCAGCCGGCAGCUUACCCAGCUUUCCAGGGGAGAGCGAACUGGUGGACUCGUUUUUGAAGAACCAGUCCACGCAGGAAUGGAUGGACGACCUGGACGAGCUGUUGGCCAGUCAUCAGUGAUCGGCACUCAUCCCCAAAUGAUUUGGACAUUACUGUUUAGAACUGCUGUACUCGGUGUAGGUGUGUAUGAUAAAAGGAGUAUUAGGCACGACCUGUGUGUAUUAAGUAUUCUGAGGGCUUUCAUAAAGAUGUGUGAAGCGACAAGAAAGAAAGAAAAAAAGAAAUCUACUACUGAUCCUGUGGCUCAGUACUAAAACCACUGAAUCAAACCCAAAUUUGAUGGGUCAACACGCACACGAAUACACACACUGCUUUUAUUCGCCUUUUUGCUGUCAAGGCUACAUCCAUUUGCCAGAAUUGGCACCUAUAUGCCUUAAAAGCAUAUAAAGAAUCCGUGUAUUUGAGAUGUUCAUGGUUUUGAGACCAUAAACCUAUACUGACGAUCAUAGCCAGCUUCCUCACUUCUUUCCCAAAAUUCCCAAAUGCCUUAGUCCUGAAUCUGUGACCAUGAAUCUAACAAUCUUUCUCUUGUUCAGGGUAUUCAUUUGGAAGUGGAGUUAUGAAAUUUCUGCUUUGUCAGAAUUCAGUGAAAUCGAGCAUGCUGAAUUUGGCGUUUGUUCUGUUGGAAGUGAUCGUCUGAUGAGUCAGCUUUAUGCUAAAACACUAAAAUGGAUGAUGACACCAUUUCUGUUCCUGACACUAAAUCAAAUGUCUCUUCUCUUUUUUUUUUCCCCUUCAAUUAUUCGUAACCAAUCAAAUGGGGUAAAGGGGUGUCAUCCAUUUUUUCUUUUUCUUACACAAAUCAGAAACUUCCCAAUGCUUCCCUUUGCUGUGUUUGUUAAAUUGGGGUAGAUCAAAUGUUCCACCCUGGGAAAUGUGUAUGCGCGUGUGUGUGCAUGGGUCUCGGUUGACCUAUGGCUUAUCUGUCCGCAUCGAGGAGCAAGUUUAUUUCAGUAUCUGACAGGGCCUUGUUUAUUUAUAUAUAUUUUUUUGUAUGUAUGCAUUUCUUAAUGUUCUCAAGAAGAUAGAUCUUAUUUUUAUAUGUACAUGGUUGCGAAUUUUGUAAGUAUUUUAUACUUUUUAUUAUUGUUCUCUGCAAAAAAAAUGAGUAUUAUGUAAAUAUAGUUCUCUAGAAACA